Molecule: messenger RNA, 3129 nt
Organism: Funneliformis mosseae
Lineage: Eukaryota; Fungi; Glomeromycota; Glomeromycetes; Glomerales; Glomeraceae
Source: the annotation of a GenBank genome assembly
AUGUUUCUUAAUAAAUUUAUAAUAAAACCAAUAAAACUUAUUAAAUUGAUAAAUCAUUUACCUUUACGAUCAUAUCAUCAAUAUUAUCUGACAACGAAACUUGUUAAUAAAAAUGUUUUAAAUAUUUUCAAUCAUUUAAAUAAACGCGAUUCUGUAUUUAAUUAUGGUAAAAAUGAAUUUUCUCUCAUUCAAUCAAAAAAUCUUUCUACUGGAAAUGGGAAAAACGAGAGUAAUAUCACUAGUAAUAAUGAUUUGAAUAAAAUAUAUAGUGAUACUUUGUUAUUACCAAAAACAAAUUUUCCAUUAAGAGCCGAUGCUGUUAAUAGAGAAAUUUUAUUUCGAGAUAGGUGUACGAAAGAUUUAUAUCAGUGGCAGUUAGAAAAUAAUCCGAAAGAAUUAUAUAUCUUACAUGAUGGACCACCGUACGCUAAUGGAAAUUUACAUAUUGGACAUGCUUUAAAUAAAAUAUUAAAAGACAUUAUAAAUAGAUACAAAGUAUUAAAUGGGCAUAAAGUCAAUUAUAUUCCAGGAUGGGAUUGUCAUGGCUUGCCAAUUGAAUUAAAAGCCCUAACAGAACUAAAAAAUGUAGAUAAUUAUUCAUUAACACCACUUCAAAUUCGCAAUGUAGCAAGACAAUGUGCAUUAAAUGCAUUAGAGAAUCAAAAAAAAGAAUUUAUUAAUUGGGGAAUAAUGGGAGAUUGGGAAAAUCCUUACAGAACUUUGGAUAAGGAAUAUGAAGUUAAACAAUUACAAGUAUUUCAUGAGUUGUUGAAGAAAGGAUAUAUUUAUAGGCAAAAUAAACCCGUAUACUGGUCUCCCUCCUCAAGAACAGCAUUAGCUGAAGCAGAGUUGGAAUAUAAGGACGACCAUCAAAGCAGAUCUGUUUAUGUAAAGUUUCCUAUGAUCAAUUCAAGUAAAUAUGAACAAUCUAAAUUUAAAAAUUCUUUCAACAUUAUGGCUUAUAUUUUAACGUUGUUAUCACUAGCCCUGGAUUUACCAAUUGUGCCAAGAGAUAAUUUACAUGUAUUAAUAUGGACAACAACUCCAUGGACUCUUCCUGCAAAUCAGGCAGUUGCGAUAAAUCCAAAUAUGGAAUAUUCAAUUGUCUGUCCAACGAAUAUUGACCACAAUACAUCAACUAUACACUAUUAUAUAGUCGCAGCUAAAAGAAUAGAUGCAUUGCAAAAAGUUCUUGGCACAGAAUUAAGUGUAAAAUCUACAUUCGAAGGUCGGAAACUCGUUGGGGCAACUUAUAUGCAUCCAAUAAAUAUGCAACAAUGUAAGAUCAUUGAAGCUUCUCAUGUAACUGAAGAAUCCGGUACAGGAUUGGUUCAUAUAGCACCAGGUCAUGGAAUGGAAGAUUAUGAAACGUGUAAAAAACUAUCUGUUCCAAUGAUUUGUCCAGUUGAUGAAUUUGGAAAUUUUAAUUCUGAAGUAGGUAAUCCUACAUUUGAGGGAAAAUUUGUAUUAACAAAUGGGACAUCAGCUGUAAUAGAAUAUUUAAAAGAAAAUAAUAAUUUAAUUAAAGAAGUAAAAUUUAUACAUAAAUAUCCUUAUGAUUGGAGAACAAAAAAGCCAAUUAUUUUAAGAGCUACUGCUCAAUGGUUUGCUAACGUCGGAGCCAUUAAACAAAAAGCCAUUGAGUCACUUCAAGAGGUUAAAAUGGUACCUGAAGCUGCACGAUAUCGAUUGGAACAGUUUACUUUAUCACGUAGUGAAUGGUGUAUUUCGCGUCAAAGAUCCUGGGGAGUUCCUAUACCUGUACUUUACGAAACAGAGACGGAUAUUCCUUUGUUGACAAAUUCUUCUAUAAAACACAUAAUCGAAAUUGUUAAGGAACAUGGAUCAGAUGGGUGGUGGGAAAUUAAUGAAAAAGACUUGCUUCCCCCCGAGUAUAAGAACAAUGGUAAAACGUAUAGAAGAGGGAAUGAUACGAUGGAUGUAUGGUUUGACAGCGGAGUCUCUUGGACUUAUAUCUUAAAAAAAUUCAAAAGGGAAGAUUCAAAGGCAAUUUCAGAUCUAUAUGUAGAAGGAAGCGAUCAGCAUCGCGGAUGGUUUCAGUCAUCUUUGCUAACUUCUAUUGCUGUAAAUAAUAAAGCUCCUUACUCAGCUUUGAUUACACAUGGAUUUGUUAUGGAUGAACAGGGUCGAAAAAUGUCAAAAUCAAUAGGAAAUGUGGUGGAUCCCAAUACUAUCAUUAAAGGAGGAAAGAACAUUAAAAAAGACCCUGCAUACGGAGUAGAUGUACUUAGAUUAUGGGUUGCGUCAUCAGAGUACAUUAAAGAUGUCAACAUAGGGAACACUGUCAUGAAACAAGUUGGAGAAAACAUUCGGAAAUAUCGUAAUACAGCGAGAUUUAUGUUGGGCAACUUGUAUAAUUUUAGAUAUGAUCAAUUGGUUGAUUAUGAAGAACUUUAUCCCACCUUUUAUGACGAUUAUACCUUUAAUAAAGUUAUUCAAACGCUAAAUUAUUUCACAAAUACGUUGUUAUCGGCAUUUUAUUUUGAUAUCAUCAAAGAUAGAUUAUACGCUGAUUAUUUAACAAGUCAAAGCAGGAAAAAUGUGUUAACCGUUCUUUACCAUAUCUUGAAUGUUUAUGCCAUAACAUUAUCACCGAUAGUUCCACAUCUUGCGGAAGAAAUUUAUGAGAAUUAUAAAACUGUAGGACCCAAAGAAUAUGAUAGUAUUUUCAGAUUAGGAUGGUAUAAUUUGGAAGAAAAAUGGAAUAAUCAACCUUUACGACAGGAAUGGGAUGUUUUAAAACAUUUAAGGAAUGACGUGAAUCAAUUAUUAGAAGUCGCUAGAAAAGACAAUUCAUUGGAGGCUAAUGUAGAAUUGUACGUGACGACUACGGAAUUAUUCAAUUUAUUACACAGACAUAAAUUGGAUUUAAAAUCUAUAUUUAUAACCUCCGAUGCAACAAUAUCAUCAUUUGACAAAGAUUCACGAUUAACUGAACCUACUCCAAGUUAUAUUCAUGAAACUGAUUUUCCUGAAGGCAUAAAAGGAAAUUGUAAAAUUGUAGUUAAAAAAGCUUCUUUAUUCAAAUGUCCUAGAUGCUGGAAUUAUAAUGCACAAAUUGAAGGUGGAUUGUGUAAAAGAUGUGAAAAUGUGUUGGCCAUAAGUUAA